This is a messenger RNA of Mizuhopecten yessoensis (Yesso scallop), 2891 nucleotides long. RefSeq names its product probable 4-coumarate--CoA ligase 1. Gene Ontology annotation, molecular function: CoA-ligase activity. The transcript has 11 exons. NCBI's taxonomy places the organism in Eukaryota, Metazoa, Mollusca, Bivalvia, Pectinida, Pectinidae. Bases 87 to 1757 code for a protein of 556 amino acids. The record is from RefSeq and is a predicted model, not a curated record.
UCGGAUUAUUGAGCGAACAUGGACGACACGCCUUAGUUUAUAUUUUGAUGCAUUUGUCAAUAAUUUAUGACAAUACCUGACUAAAAAUGGCGUCCUUUCUGUGCAAUUUAUUUAACAAAUCUCGUCUUUCUGGAAUUUCUGUGUUAAAGAACAACUUAAGACUGUUUCACCAGUCGCCUUACCUGGUGGAUAUCCCUAACUGUUCUGUAGCCGAGUACGUAGGAAAGGGAUUUACCAAAUAUGGGCAACUCACAGCGCUAAUAGAUGGGAAAACCGGAAGUAAAACAACAUUUGCUGACCUUGAAGGCCAAAUUAAUAAAACCACGGCUGGGUUCCAAAGCAUCGGACUGACUAAAUCAGAUGUCGUCUGCCUGUUUGGCACGAACGCCAAUGAAUUCGUCCACACCUUAUGUGGUGUAACGUCGGCGGGAGGAAUCCUAACAAUUGCCAACUCACAACUCACUUCCGUGGAACUAUCGCACCAGCUUGUAGAGACUAACACCCGGUAUAUAGUCACCACGCCCGACUGUGCUUCUCGGGCCAGGGGCGCUGCUACUCUCUGUCCCAACAUCCGGGAAACAAUAGUAAUAGGUGAAGCGGAGGGUUGUCGCCCUUUCCAUACACUCCAGACAGUCCGGGACCUCAUAAAGAACGUUGAUGUGAAUCCCAAAGAAGAUAUAGCCUUGAUGCCUUACUCCAGCGGAACGACAGGACUCCCCAAGGGAGUGCAGCUUACCCAUCACAAUCUCGUGUCACAGCUGUCACAGCUAAGGCACCAUACCAUACUUCCGUUUAUUGCCGGAAGUGACGUAUCUAUAAAUCCGUUACCCAUGGUACACAUAGCUGGGAUGAUGAUAGGAUUACUAAACCCUCUAGCUCAAGGCGCAUGCGUCGUGAUUCUACCAAGAUUCGAACCGGAACCUUAUUUAUCGGCUAUAGAGACUUACAUGGGAACGUUUUCGCUCAUUGCUCCUCCUCUGGUGAACUUCUUUGCCAAGCAUCCCCUGGUGGACAAGUACGAUUUAUCGACUCUACACACCCCUUACUCAGGGGCGGCAACUCUGUCUCGGUCUCUCACGGAACAGAUGGUGGAGCGACUCCAUAUCACCAGCAUCAGACAGGGUUAUGGUAUGUCCGAAACUACGGGGGCGACACAUACGGAUCCACGAGAUGGCUGGAAAUACGGUUCUAUAGGCAAGCCUGUCCCUAACACUCAAUGCAAGAUCGUGUGCCUGGAGACGGGAAACCCCUUGGGAGCGGACGAAGUAGGAGAGAUCAUGUGUAAAGGGCCACAGGUGAUGAAGGGCUACCUUAACAACAUGGCUGCCACCAGGGAAACCAUAACAACCGACGGCUGGAUAAAGACAGGUGAUAUUGGUUAUUAUGACAAGGAUGGUCACUACUUUGUGGUUGACAGACUGAAGGAUAUCAUCAAAUACAAAGGUUACCAGAUCUCCCCGACAUAUCUAGAAUCGAUUCUGACGUCACAUCCGGCAGUGAUGGAGUCGGCAAUCGUUGGCAUACCAUGUGACGAGUUGGGCGAGGUACCACGGGCAUAUGUGGUAACAAGGUCACAUGUUACCGCUCAGGAACUGAUCCAACACGUAAACGACCAAGUGUCGCCCUUUAAAAGACUUCGUGGAGGCGUUGAAUUUGUACGGGAAAUCCCAAAGUUACCGAGCGGUAAAAUUUUACGACGAAAAAUCAGGGACGAUAUAUCGAAGAAGACAACAAUCAUUAAAAAGAUGAAGAUGUAAAGACAGCUUCAGCAGGAAGGGCUGAGAGACAAGAAAUAUCUUAAUAUGAAAGGAUGAAGUUCCUCUUUUUUCAGCUUACGUCUCCACCAUUAAUGUUUGCCUGUGGUCAUAUCAGCGACAGAUAAACAUUGUGUAUCAACAGCCUAACUCCAGGUCUUUAUCUACAAAAUAUUCGAUAGAAAGACUUACUCAGCCACUUUCCCUCUCUUCAGUGUUGGAGAAAAUGUAUUCUUCGUCAAAUUUUUACCAAUGAACUGUUAGAAAUAGUUCUUGUUAGAGAAGAGUAUUUUAUGACUACCACCUCUGCAUUGUUGGAACAACUUCUUAGUUUGGACAUUUUGUUUCUCAGCAAAAUUAGAGAAAAUCUUACCUUCGAACUUUAUACAUCUUCCAUUUUAGAGAAAGGUCUGUUACUUUUAGCUUUUACCUCUCAAAGCUUGGACUCUGUUUAGCAUUUUUCUCAAAUAUGUUUUUUUUCUUAUCUUUUUAUCUUCGAAAAUCAGGUGAAAAGUUUUACACGUGUAUAUUCUACCUUUGUUAUAUUAGACUGUCUACCUCUGCAAGUUAUAAAAAAUAUCUGAUUUUUCCACAACAAUCCGAUGCUAUGACAGAGGGAAUUCUACGAUGGUUUAUUAGGUAAGCAGUAUCAGAAAUACCCAUCCUAUGAUUGUCUACCUCAAAAGGGUCAGAGUAAAGUUUCCUCUCAUAAAAAUUGUAAUUAUGAAAGAUGUGCAUGUAUUUAUGAAUGGUAAACAAUGUUUAACCACACAUGUUUUGUUAUGUUAGAAAUUUAAAAAUAAAUCUUGAUUGAAAAUGGUUUUAUGUACGACAUUCAUUUAGAGCACUUUCAGCAGAAUAUAUGGGCAAUGAUACACAGACGGCACGAGUGUGUUUUGCGCCUAUGGAUACAUUUCAAGAGGGAUUCUGAGACAUCAGAUUGACACAAAUGUGUGGGAUUGUAUUUAUCAAAUACCAGCAUUAACUCGUUUUAAUAUUCAAUUUUAUUGAACUCGAAUCAAACAACGACGGCGGACAAAACGACGUCGUGGACGGAAUAAUGGCGUCACGUUUCUAUAGCAUUAAGUGAACUUAAAUGUUCGGAACAUAUUUCUGUUUGAAUUUGUCGGUGUGAUC